Messenger RNA from Pyrgilauda ruficollis (rufous-necked snowfinch), 3279 nucleotides. RefSeq names its product peroxisomal biogenesis factor 5 like (gene PEX5L). Bases 84 to 2174 code for a protein of 696 amino acids. Gene Ontology annotation, molecular function: protein binding. The transcript is spliced from 18 exons. Gene Ontology annotation, biological process: protein import into peroxisome matrix, docking. Lineage: Eukaryota; Metazoa; Chordata; Aves; Passeriformes; Passeridae. Gene Ontology annotation, cellular component: peroxisomal membrane; cytosol. The record is from RefSeq and is a predicted model, not a curated record.
UUGUAGCCGAGCGGCCGGAGCGGUGCCCCCCGCGCAGCACAGCCGACCUGCCGGCCUGAGGGCAGCGGAGCGGCCGCGGCAGGAUGUACCAGGGACACAUGCAGAUUAAUGACCUCAUUUGGACUCUGAUGCCAGGCUCCAGGGAAGAAAGUCCAGUGCAAGCUAAUAUGCUACCAAAAUACUGCAAGGCAGUAGGUGAAACCUUGAAGAAAAAGUGGCUCUGUCUUCAAAAAAGUGACCUGACCUUUGCUUUGGGCAAAGGCGCUAGGGCGGCCGAUAAGGCUGUGGCCAUGGUGAUGAAGGAGAUUCCGAGGGAGGAGUCUGCAGAAGAAAAGCCCCUCCUCACUGUGGCAUCCCAGGGGUGCAGAAGCCAAAAGGAAGCAGAAUCAAGUGAAAAACUGGUGAAUGAGCAGCAGGAGAGCAGACCCCUCCUGAGCCCCUCCAUUGAUGACUUUCUCUGUGAAACUAAGCCAGAAGCUGUUGCAAGGCCUGUAACAUCGAAUACAGCAGUAUUAUCAACAGGUCUGGAUCUCUUGGAUCUUAGUGAACCUGUCUUACAAACCCAAAACAAAGCAAAGAAAUCAGAGAAUCCUUCAAGAACUGAAGGCAUAAAAGCUUCAACCCACAGAAAGAAGACAGAGAAUCCUGACCUGAUCAGUGUGGAUUCUGAGCAGAAAGUCCAGGCUGCCAGAGUUGCAGACAAGUCUUCUCUAGAUUUAGUUGAUAUUCAAACACAGAUAGAGAAAUGGGAUGAUGUCAGUUUUCAUGGAGACAGGAGUAGCAAGGUCCACCCUUCUGCAGAGAGAACAUCAUCAUCAUCCAGAGCUCCAUCAAAAGAGAUUUUAUGGUCCACAGAAAACAGAUCACAGUCUGAGCUGACUAAUGUCAAGAGUGCCUUGGACUCUGAUUCAGCAUCAGAAUUAGAGCUUGCACCUGCAAUACAGGUGGGGGAGCAGUGUGGUCACAGGACUUUUUCCUGCUGGAAAAGGAACUCUAAUACGGAGGGCACUGGGCUAAAGGCACGGUCAAGUAAGGAGCAGCGUUGGGGAACACCUCUUCUCUCCAGAAAUCACUCCUUGGAGGAGGAAUUUGAAAGAGCAAAGGCAGCUGUUGAGUCUGACACAGAGUUUUGGGAUAAAAUGCAAGCAGAAUGGGAAGAAAUGGCUCGCAGAAACUGGAUUUCAGAGAACCAGGAAGCACCAGGGCAAGUCACCAUCUCAACCAUCGAGAAGGGUUAUUAUUUCCACACUGACAAUCCCUUCAAAGACUGGCCUGGUGCUUUUGAGGAAGGGCUGAAAAAAAUGAAGGAAGGUGACCUGCCUGUUACAAUCUUGUACCUGGAGGCUGCAAUUCUCCAAGAGCCCAACGAUGCUGAGGCCUGGCAGUUCCUGGGUAUAACACAGGCAGAAAAUGAAAAUGAGCAGGCAGCCAUCGUGGCCCUCCAAAGGUGCUUGGAACUGCAGCCAAACAACCUGAAAGCUCUGAUGGCCCUGGCUGUGAGUUACACCAACACUGGCCAUCAACAAGAAGCCUAUCAAGCCCUGAGAAACUGGAUAAAGCAAAAUCCAAAAUACAAGUACAUAGUGAGAAGCAAAAAAGGGUCCCCAGCACUUACCAGGAGGAUGUCUAAGACAGCAGAUGAAAGCUCAUUACUCGAAGAAGUAAAGGAUUUGUACCUGGAGGCUGCUCACCAGAAUGGUGAUAUGAUAGACCCUGACCUGCAGACAGGACUUGGGGUUCUUUUUCACCUGAAUGGAGAAUUUAACAGAGCAAUAGAUGCAUUUAGUGCUGCUUUAACUGUUCGACCAGAGGACUAUACGUUGUGGAACCGCCUUGGGGCAACCUUGGCCAACGGGGACCGCAGUGAGGAGGCUGUGGAGGCUUACACACGAGCUCUGGAAAUCCAGCCCGGCUUCAUCAGGUCCAGGUACAACCUGGGCAUAAGCUGCAUCAACCUAGGGGCAUACAGAGAGGCUGUCAGCAACUUCCUCACUGCUCUCAGUUUGCAAAGGAAAAGCAGGAAUCAGCAGCACGUUCCCCACCCUGCUCUGUCAGGCAACAUUUGGGCAGCACUUCGGAUUGCUCUGUCUAUGAUGGACCAGCCAGAACUAUUUCAAGCUGCCAAUGUGGGUGAUCUAGACAUUCUCUUAAGAGCUUUUAAUCUAGAGCCGUAAUAAAAAGGAUUCAAAAAUUUAUUGAAUUGUAUUAGGAAACAGAGAACUUUUUUAUUACUCAUCCCCAAAUGACCACAUUUUCCAAAAGAUCAUGACUGUAGAUCAGUAGGGGAAUUUCUCCAGGCAUUAUUCAUAAAGGGAAAGUUCAAAAGCACAAAAAUAGUGUAAAUAAAUUCAAACUCAAAGGGUUGAAAUGAGCUGUGGCUAAUCGGACAAAGCCCUGAACUAGACAAAAUAACAAUUUCUGAAGAAUCUCCAUCCCAUGCAAGCUAUAUCUCUCUAUAUCCAUACAGCUGUAAAAAAAAAGUAUCUUAAGAAGAAACCUAGAUAAUGGUUAUUGCACCUUAGACUGGCAAGCAGUGCAUCCAAGGAACCUGCUUAGCAGCUCGUUGCACUAUGCUGACACCACUUUGCCCCACAGUGGGGAUUCCCUAUCCUUUGGUUUCUUUGAUGAAAAAUCUUCCCAAGGUCCAUUUUUAACACAGCUCUGAAAAUAGGUGCAUGUAAAAGGGAUGUGUUUUGUUUUGAAUGUAUUUAUUAGCUGGCAAUCAGUUUUUUUCUUCCAAAGGUACCUGGAUUAAUUUGGGCCCAGUUCUGCAGGCUCAUGAAGCCAUGUGCAGUGUCAGGAGGAACACAGUCCCUGCAGGGCUAUGGGAUGAGGCCAGGUACAUUUGGGAAAGCCAAGUGUUGCCAGCAGAAGAGGCAAUUUGCACUGGAAUUGUUGCUGUUCAAACCAGCUGUCCUUGAUCUGGGACAGUCUGAACAAGCUCAUGGCAGGGUCUGCACCUUUCUGUGUACUUAUGCACUUUAACCUUUCUUUUUGUAAAAUAGUGCUAUGCUUUUAUUUUAGUCACCAACAAUGGAAUGUACAGGAUGGCCUUGUUGGCAGAGAGGACCAAAUAUAAUUUCCUGAAGUGUAAUGGGAGGGUUUUCAAUAUUUUUAUGUUUAAAAAUGCAAAUACAGUGUAAACUGCAUUAACAACUAGAAAGAUUAUUAUAUGCAUCCAUCAGGUACUACACGUAUACAUGCAUGUGCAUGCACAUACAUGUUGUAUGCAAAUGAUGUCAUUUCAGAACAUAGCAAGCUACAGAUCUUUGUUGCAAA